Messenger RNA from Sebastes umbrosus (honeycomb rockfish), 6056 nucleotides. Its product is annotated as SPHK1 interactor, AKAP domain containing. Gene Ontology annotation, cellular component: cytoplasm. The record is from RefSeq and is a predicted model, not a curated record. Lineage: Eukaryota; Metazoa; Chordata; Actinopteri; Perciformes; Sebastidae. The transcript is spliced from 12 exons. Gene Ontology annotation, molecular function: protein kinase A binding. Bases 323 to 5050 code for a protein of 1575 amino acids.
GUCGUGCGCCUCAUUACGUUUUGAUCUCGUGCGCCUGCACUCUGCACUUGGCUGAGAGACGCGCAGUGGCAGGCGGUGGUGGUGGUGUGCUGCUGCUGCUGAUAACGGCUCGGCUCGGUUCACCACAGUCCUCCUCCAGUCCGCCAGGCACCGUGAAGCGGUCUGAGGAUUCCUCCAGUGCUCGGUUGGUCGAGGAUGCACAUCUGGACCUGAGAGUGUCCCAGGGACAUUUACGCGUCAGCUGCUCUCCUCCUGUCCUCCUGUUCACACAGAACAGAGGACAUAAUAAUAAGCACUCCGGCUGAGGACUAUAUUUGACAGAAUGGCAGAGUGCCUUCUGAAAACGCCGAGUAACUUCCAGUCGUCUGCCAUGUUUGAAGGCUCCGAGGCCGUCGAGGUGGAGGGAGCCAGCACGGAGAGCACCGUGGCCUCGUCCAUCAGCGCCUGCAAGAAGGUGCUGUGCAGUAACAGCGUGCUGGACUCGUCGGAGUACUGGCUGAAGAACGAGAAGGCUCUGUGCAGACUGGGCCUGCUGGACGACGACACGGAGGCCAGCUGCACCAUGAUCUGUUUCGUAAAUCUGGACCCUCAGAAAACGGACUAUCGUGAUGACAAAAGCAUCAAGAAAUUGGCGUCGGUCUCUCCAGACCUGCCAAAGCUCGUUGAAUUGCUGACUGUCCACCAGCCGAAAGAAAAUGAGAUCCUACUGCUCGGUGGCCUAGAAGCCUCAGAUACUUGCCAAACACACCCACUCGCCCCCUCUCAGGGCGGGCAGCAGCAGCAGCAGCAGCAGCAGCAGAGGAGUACCGGUGUGUGCCUGGUUCAGUGUUCAGGGCCGAGACGCUCCACCCAACCUGGCAACAUCAUUGUUGAGAUCAACAAGUUCCUGAUAGGUCUGCAGUGGGGAAAAGAGCGACAGCUUCAGCAGGGCAGAGUAGCCAGGCAGCGGGUCGAUGACGACACCAAUCGCUCAAUCUCGUCCAUAGAAGAGGACUUCCUGACUGCCUCAGAACACCUCGGUGAUGACAGCGAGGACGAUGGUUUCAGAAACGAACCGGAGAGUGGUGACCUGACAGAGAGCUUGGUAGAGGCUGCCCAGAAACACUGUGUCAGACUCGCAUGUCAGAGGGGACAGCUGGCCCAUCAUCAGAACAGGGAGGAUGCCGAGGUGAAAAGGGAAGGGCAUCGGCGAGCAAGCCUCCAUACUAAGGAAUCAGCCGGUUACUACGCCACCAAUCUGGCCGAGUCAGUACUGCAAGAUGCCUUCAUACGCCUCUCUCAAGAUGAAACCUCCUUUGUUUCUGAGGCUGCUGUAAGCUUGUCCCUCUCUAGUUCCAACGCCACCGUUCCUUCAACGACCAAAGGGCCUUCCCAACAGCGCACCUGCUCUUUUGAACUCCCCAAGAUUGUUAUAGUUCAAAGUCCGGACAGUUCUGACGGGGCGGCCGAGUGGCCAGAGACUCAGGCGUCUCAUGUGCCUGAACAGGAUAUCACUGCCAAAGUCAGAGAGACUCCAGAGGAUGGGACACAGGCUCACACCCACCACCACAAUGGAGGACACCCAUCCAAACAUGUAGAGGUGGCUUUGGCCUGUGCCGCCAGUGUCAUCGGCACCAUUACAAACCCACAGCUGACAGAACAGCUCGCGAUGGAAUCGGCCUCAGAGGAAGACACCGAGGAGGAGCUGCAGGAACCAGAGGAGAGAAGCGACUACUCCUUCUCCUCAGCCAUGUGUGGCAUGGCUCAGGUAGCUGGUGCUGUAGCAGCUGUGGAGCUAACGGAGGAGUCGGGGGAGUGCGGCAAUUCUGACGCAGAUUCCGCUGACGUCUACACGGCAUCCCGCGGUCUGAUGUCUGCUGCCGAAGCCUCCGCAGCCAUCACGCUGCACUGCAGUGUGGCAGAGGGAACCAGUGUCGAAGCGUUUCGUGCCAACAUCGCUGAGGUCCUACACAGGGAAGCAGCUGAGGUGCUGACUCAGCCGCAAGGUUACAGGAGUGUAGCCCACCUGCUGGAGGCCACGCAUAACAAGAUAGUAGAUGGCAUUACUUGUCCAAAGCAAUCCUACAUGGAUGAAAGAGAGGUGGAUGACCUAAUAAAUGAAGUGGCAGACAGCCUCUUCAAGCAUGCUUUAGAGAAGGCGAAAAAGAAAAAAGAGCUGGAGGGUGCUGGGAAAGAUGCACCGGGCCUUCAGGUUUUUCUGCAGGACAGUGUGAACACUUUGCUGUUCGAUAUCCUUUGUCUGACACAGAAGAAAAUCUGUCACAUCUCUAGAUGUGACCAAGGGUCAUUUGAGACACAAGAGGGGGAUACUUGUGCUAGGGAGCCUGCUACCAUCAAGGAGAGCAAGGAUCCAUUAAGUCAAUUACAGUGCUUAGUUGGCCAUGGCCAGUCCACUAAUAGUGAGAACCACUGCAGCGUACUACACUUCACAGAUAAGCUCAGCAUGGGUCCUGGGCUGAAGGAGAAAUAUGUGCUUGAGGAGAGUGAUCUCAUUCCAUCUUCAUUCACAGCACACAGCAAAGAGCAGCAGUCAUCAUGCAGGCAAAGUCAGUUUAAGUCCACCUCUCUGCCUGCCAAGGACUACUCUGACUACCAGCAGAUCCAGCAGGGCAGCGGCGCCAUCAGAGAACCGUUGAGUGAAAUCCAAGUUCAUAGCACCGACAGGAGGGGACGUCUAGUGACUGGCAGCGACAGCAGACAGGCCUCCCUCACACCCCAGUCCUCUCUCAACUCCUGCAGCUCUCUGCUCUCCUGGAGAAUGGAUUCAGAGUCCAGGACACCUAUUACCUGCUACGCUGAUGAUUUGGCUGCUACAGUGGUGUCCAUGGCCACAGAACUGGCAGCCAUCUGCCUGGAAAACAACACUGGGAAACAACCCUGGUUCUGUGCUCUGAAAGGGACGUCUACUGAAGGGCCGGAGGCCUACUUGAUCCCUGCGUGCCGCACAGUGCUCAGGAGGAAAGAGGCUCAGAGCAGCAACGCUGCCUCCAAAAAACACCGGGCACCACGCCUCAGUGAGAUCAAAAGGAAAACGGAGGAGCAACCAGAGCUGAUGGAGCGGCUGGUGAACCGGGUGGUGGACGAAUCGGUAAACCUAGAUGAACCACAGGACCCGUUUGCCCUCUUUGCCUCGGAGGUCACGGCCAGGAUCAUGAACUGCCCCGAGCUUAAUGUGGUGGAUACCUCCAAAACAGGCCAGCCACGCAGCAGGUUGCAGUGUGAGAGGUGGAGCCGUGGGAAGGCGUCUAGCUAUGAGAGCAUCCCAGAAGAAGACGCAGACUCCUCAGGCACACCCAACACCCUGGGCCUUGGCAAUCGUUUAGGUCAGAACUUGAGCCGCGGCAGCUCAAUCUCUAAGCAGUCGAGCUGCGAGAGCAUCACAGACGAGUUCUCACGGUUCAUGGUGAACCAGAUGGAGACGGAGGGCAGGGGCUUUGACCUUCUACUGGACUACUACGCAGGGAAAAAUGCCAGCAGCAUUCUGACUGCAGCCGUACAACAGGCUGCAUCAAAGAAAAACGGCCACCUUAAUGUCAGGGCCACAUCCUGCCUUUCCAAACAGUCGAGCACGGAGAGCAUCACAGAGGAGUUCUACAGGUUCAUGCUUCGGGACACGGACAAGGAAAACAGAGAGUAUGGCAUCGCCAAGACAAAGGAGUGGAGCAACAGCCUGUUCCCCCCUUCUCCCAGAACACCCUUCUGUAUACGACAGUCCUCCGUCCCCGACCGGCGCUCCUCCGACUCGCGACUGACCGUCAACUCGCCCAUUAAAGCAAACUCCUUUGACGGAUUCGCCCGCAACGUGCACGGAGACACGCUGAAUAUCUUCCCCACCAACUCCGUGUCGUCCAGUGGACUGUGUAAGUCAGACUCCUGCCUCUAUCAAAGGGGUAAGACCGACCACAUUACCGAUAUGCUGAUUCACGAGACCUGGUCGAGCUCCAUCGAGUCCUUGAUGAGAAAGAACAAAAUCAUUGCUGAUCCAGAGGACAGUAUUGAUCUGGAGGCGGCAGACUUCCAGCCCCAUGUGCAGCAGUUUGCCAACCGCCUGGCAGCUGACAUUGUAGAUAUUGGCAGGUCUGCCUUGGGGGGCCAGCAAGAUGUAGCUGGGGGUACACCUGGGUCAUACUCACAGCCGCACAUGCCCGUUGGCGAAAGAAGGAGGGGGUACAAACAAUCUCAUCUAAGUUGUAGUCGGAGUAAAUCCAGCCAGGAGCAAAGUAGCGCUGGAGUAGGGUCUGGGACUAGUGACAGCAGUGCACCCCGGGUGAGGGGCCCCAGAGAUGUGCCACUGAUCCACAUCGAGGGAGAUCAAAGGGAUGAAGAGACUCUUUUAAACCCUGAAAGGACAGGAGGAGGACCUCAGGAAACACCCCCAGAUGUGUCAGCUACCAAGCGUACGGAGAGAGUUACGGCCAACGGCAGCAGCAGUGAGAGGGACAGGCCAGCUGUGGCGGUGGCUGCAGUAGUGAAGAGCGACAAGCGUUCUAUGAGUGCUAGCAGUGAAGAGAGCAUGGGGAGCUGGUCCCAUAUAACCCCCGAGGAUGACCCCCACGAGGAGACCAGUAGUUUUAUCCAGCUGAGCGAGGGGAACGGAACCAGCAGCGCGUCCAGCCUAGGCCUGGCAGACCUGGAUGCUUUUUCUGACGUGCCCACUCAGAUCACAGUAAUCAGUGAGGAGACAGAGAAAGGACGUCUAGCAGGAACAAAGGAAAAUGUCUUUGAGAGGACAGCAGGCGGCAGUAGUAACCUCAGGGUGCUGUUGGUGGUGAACUGCGACCUUGAGCCUGAGUGCGUGGACUCGGAGCUGAGAGUGGCCCUGCAGUGGAUCGCUGCCUCCGAGCUGGGCCUCCCUGCUCUCUACUUCAGGAAGUCCAAAGAGAAGAGGGUUGCCAAGUUCCAGAGGGUGGUUCACCUGAUGUCUCAGAAGGCGUGGCGGAUUGCGGACUUGUUCAGCGCUGUGGUCCAGUUCUGUAAGCUACAUGAGAAAGAGGAAGAGGAGGGCCGGUCUUUGUCCAGCCUUUUUGAUUGGCUGUUGCAGACCCUAUAGGGUCCUGUACUUUCCUCAUACUGCAAACAAAAAAGACACUCAUUCGCUCACACUUAUAUCAUGUUCCUAACUGUUUGCCCGAUCCUGUCUCAUCACACCAAGUGUCUGUCACUGCAAGCACAACGCGAUCAGCAUACUUGAGAAAUUCAUCCACCUCAAUCUGUCCAUGGAAGUUUUUGUUUUUUUUAUCUAUUGGCAGCCAUGAAUGGACCAGUCUCCCUUUAAUACAAGCAUGUUUUUGUUUUCAGAUUCACCUCUCUAGUGAGACAAACAGAGCAAACUGUAGGUAUACGGGUUGGACAUUCCUGAUGGGGAUGGACUAGCAUUCAAGAGAUUAUAGUCAGCAGGUUUUAACUGCUCCAGAUUAUAUAUAUAUAUAUAUAUUUACAGAUUCUCACAACCAAAUGUUUAUUUAUUCCAAAUGAACAUACAUGACGCAAAGUACCAAUAGAAGAUAGGAAAAUCAGGUUAAAUCAUCCCCACAACUCAACAUGCUCAAACCUUUUGUAUCAAAACUACUUUGUAAAAGAGGCUGUUGAAAUGUAAGCCCACGAAAAGCUCUUUCACUUUCUUCUGAUAGCCACUUAGAGGUACACAUUUGCUUAAAGUAAGCAAAAUGCCCAUUUCUUUGUCGUGUUCAUCGGCCAACAUACCACCUCUGUUGUGACCUUGACCUUGAGUUCUAAGUAAGUAAGUUAUCUUGUUCAUGUUACUUGAGAACUGAUUAUUUUGGAUAGCUGUACUGUAUAUACUGUAGAUUUGGAACUGCUGCACCUUGAGUAGUGGACUGCUCUCUUUAGCUUUUACUAUGUCAGGAAGACAGAGUAAGGUUUGUAAUGUUGAAUUUGUAUGUGGAUUUGGUCUGUUUAUUUCUCUACUUAGUGGUACUAUAGUGUUACAUCAGCAUCGGGAAAGCAAGCACACAAUUCAGCUGUAAACUCUGUCACGGUAGAACUGAAUGUAUUUAUCUUUUGACAUCAAUAAAUUUCUGUGAUGUGAAAUACAA